AUGGAUGCAUACUUGGAAACCUCUACUGAGUCACAUGAAUUAGAAACUGCAACCGUUCAACAAACAGAAGUUGAUCGAGGAGUGACCUUACUAGAUACAUAUGCUUCAAGUCGGACCCUCCCUGCAGAGGAGAAUGGGAUUGAGCAUCUCCAGAUGGAGGCAGAGCAGCAGAGGAACCAUCAAGGAGCUGAUUUUAGGAAUCUGGAGGCCAGACAAAGAAGAGGUGUCUGGUGGAUGAGGAAGCACGCAAACGCAGUGGAAGCUACUGCCUAUAGAAUAGCAGGGCUGGGGGAUCCUCUGACGGGCUGGAAGAAGCGUGGGAAAGGAGAGAUGGAGAGCGGCACCCUCAUGACUGAACUGAAGGAGCUUCAUGAUGAAAAGCGACGACUUAUGGAUCAAGAGAUUGCAGGAGAGGAGGAGGAAGAAGAAGAAGAAGAUGAUGACGAUGAUGACGAUGAUGAUGAUGAUGAUGAUGACGAUGAUGACGAUGAUGACGAUGACGAUGAAGAAGAGGAAGAGGAGGAAGAGGAGGAAGAGGAGGAAGAAGAGGAAGAGGAGGAAGAGGAGGAAGAGGAGGAGGAGGAAGAAGAAGAGGCAACUGAGAUCCCCAGCAAUCAAACAGAAACAUACUCCAGCUUUACAGAGUCUCCUCUUAGAGAGUGUCAGACUGCUGACAGAGAAAUCAGCUGUAGGGGCGUCGGCAUGACUCACCUGCCAGUCAUCAACAACCUGCUGGCCACAAACCUGGACAUGGCAGAGAACAACAUCAGAAUCAUCACUCCACAAGAUUUCUCUGGUGUGCCGAACCUGGACACGCUGGACCUGAGUAAAAACACACUGAAUGAUGAGUCUUUGAGCAGUAACCCGCUGUCUGAGUUGACCUUUCUGAAGAAGCUGAACCUAGAUGGCAACCAGCUAACCAGGAUCCCAGCGCUGCCACCAUCACUGGAGGAGCUCAGAAUUAACAACAACCAGCUCAGUACACUCACCCCUCACUGUUUUAAAGGUUUGACAAACCUGUUAAAUCUGGAGCUGGAGGAAAAUGUACUCCAUGAGGGCAGUGUGUCGCCGCUUACUUUCAGGCCCCUACAGAAACUGCUGAUCCUCCAGUUGGACAACAACCACUUUCGUUCCCUCCCUCUGGGCCUUCCUCCCUCUCUGCAGGAGCUGGAGAUUAAUGAAAAUAGGAUUGAGGAGGUGACACAGGAGGCACUGAGAGGCUGUGUCCAUUUGAGAGUGCUGGACAUGAAUCACAACCUGCUGCAUGAGCAAGGCAUCGCUACCAAGGCCUGGUCCCGUCUCAACACCCUGGAGUCGUUGGACCUGUCUUACAACCAGUUCACCUCUGUCCCGAUGAAUCUGCCACGCCGUCUCCAUAAAUUGUCCCUCCAACACAACAACAUCAGUCACAUCACCGCCUUCACCUUCCGUCACAUGCGGUCCACCCUACAGUCCCUCCGUCUAUCCCACAAUGCCUUGAGCAAUGAGGGUAUAGAGCGGCUCUCUUUUGUUGGAGCGUUUCGCUCACUUGGUGAGCUCCUGCUGGAUAACAACCAUCUGAGAGAGAUCCCUCGCUGCAUUCGCCAGUUCAAGAACCUGCAGUUGCUGAAACUAGACAACAACCAAAUCAGGCUGGUGAGGAAGUGGGGAGUGUGCCACCCUGGUAAUGCUGGCUCCACAUUGGCUUCCAUCCACUUGGAAAAUAAUCUUUUGGAGGUGGAGAAGAUUCCCCCAAAUGCCUUCUCCUGUCUCACGGAUGCUCAGGGACUGGUCCUCUAUCCACAAAAGGGGCACUCAUAUCAAUAGGCCGCACAGUGGGACAAACUUAGAGGGACAGAUACAUUCCCAAAUACACGUACAUGCAUA
This is a messenger RNA of Eleginops maclovinus (Patagonian blennie), 1866 nucleotides long. Its product is annotated as extracellular matrix protein 2. The transcript is spliced from 10 exons. The record is from RefSeq and is a predicted model, not a curated record. NCBI's taxonomy places the organism in Eukaryota, Metazoa, Chordata, Actinopteri, Perciformes, Eleginopidae. Gene Ontology annotation, cellular component: extracellular matrix. Gene Ontology annotation, biological process: positive regulation of cell-substrate adhesion; extracellular matrix organization. The coding region runs from base 1 to 1806 and encodes 601 amino acids. Gene Ontology annotation, molecular function: heparin binding; protein binding; collagen V binding.